AUGGCCAAGCUCGAGCAACUGCCAAUAGAAGUUCUACUUCUCAUCAUCGGUAUGGUCCGACCGAACCGAGACUUCUUGGCUUUCUCGCGGACCAGUCGCUCCAUCCACAAUCUGACCAAAAACGAAUUACAGAUGCGACGAAAGUAUCGUCGCAUUCGAAUCAAGGAAAGUAGCGAUUUUGACAAGGCUUUUGCUAUCUUACUGUCUAUCUUGCGUCUACCUCAGCUUGGCGACUAUGUUCACCAUAUUGAAUUUGACCGGCCACCCAGCGGAUACGCUGACUAUGAAAUCAAGAACGACGACCUGAAGGAACUCAGCGAUGAAGACCAUACGAGAUUGCGGCAAACCGUCAAAGAUGCCGGCUUCACAGGCGAAUAUGGGGAGAAGAUUAUUAACAUGGUCUUACAGCCGAACAAUUUUCAAGGGGCUUAUUAUGGAACCAGACAGGACGAAUUGCGACCUUCUUGGGUCGCCCAGGCACUCACGGCGCUGCUGGUUUCUGUGUCUCCUAACUUGGAAUCCAUGGCGGCAAGCCAACCUAUGUUUAAUUUCACUGGAUAUCAUGAUGCGGAAACUCGUGCGAGGAUGGGGAUGACAGAGGAGAUCCUGCGAUUUCCACUUGAAAAAUUACUAAUAGAAACCAACGCUCAGCCGGAAGAUAAACUCUACCUACAAAAUCUACGCUCCGUAGAGAUUCUCCCGCACCAAGAUAGCACCUGGGAGGAUGAGCGAUUCUACACAGGUUUCGAUUUAUUUGGUAUGAUUUCAUUAUUCGAUCAACUUCCAUCCAUGGAGCGUAUUGGAGUUGACACUGUGAUUGAGGAUGAGAAUGGGCUCCAUGACCUCGAACCCGCCUCGUCGAAUAUUAGUCGAAUCCGGAUCGACCAUUCCAACUUGCAAACAUGGUUUCUCUCGCCUCUAAUCAAUUCAUGUAAAGUUCUGAGAGAAUUUCACUAUACCAUCGGUGGUCGUAGCAGCCUUGAUGGCUCAUUUGCGGCUUUCAAUCCUCGGACUUUCCUCAAAGCGCUCCUGGGCCACAAGAUAACUGUAGAAAUUCUGCAUGUCGAUGCGGACAAUGACUGUUACUUUGCUGAGAUGGAAGAAUACGGUGAUCAUCGAGCGGUUGAACGCGAAGAGAAUGAACAAGAACCGGCUCACAAUGAUCCACAGGGACUUUGGGAGCGAACCGGUUCUCUACGAGACCUUUCGGCUUUGUCUAAGCUUAAUAUCGGAAUUGGAAUUCUCUUGUUCUUAGCGCUAGGCACUCAAGGUAUGGAAGCAGGGGACCCUUAUAAUACAUCAUUUGACGGGCUUGUGCUUGCGGAAUCGUUGCCGGACACCCUUGAAUCACUCGUCAUCAUAGGGUAUGAAAAGGGCGUUCGGGCGGACUUUGACAAAAUCAUCGACCAGUUCAUGAUUGAUAAGGAUGAAAAGUUGCCCAAGUUGAAGCACGUCACUGGUAUUGAAGAAAUGAUCAAGAGGGCCGAGACAGUCCGUUCUCCAGACGACGAGAGCGAACUCCUGUGGGAACCUGAGGAAGAGGAGUGGUCAGAGUACGAAUACUGA
Molecule: messenger RNA, 1566 nt
Organism: Talaromyces amestolkiae
Lineage: Eukaryota; Fungi; Ascomycota; Eurotiomycetes; Eurotiales; Trichocomaceae
Exons: 2
Coding region: 1-1566 (521 amino acids)
Molecular function (GO): protein binding
Source: RefSeq, a predicted model, not a curated record